AUGCUUGCCUUUACGGUCUGCAUGAAAUACUGGGAUCAAUAUAAACCAAUCUAUCGUAUCCCAGGCCCAAUCUAUCGUAUCCCAGAUCCAAUCAGAUACGACCUUAACGAAGAAGAGGAAGAUGAAAAUUGGAAGAAGGUCUUCCACACAAGAUAUGGCGACUUCGAACUUGAUUUCGACUGGAACGGCUAUGAGUACAAUGAAGAGGAAGAUGAAAACUGGAAGAAGGUCUUCCACACAAGAUAUGGCGACUUCGAACUUGACUUUGACUGGAACAGUGCUGAAGAAGAAGACGAUGACAACUGGAAGAAGAUUUGGCACACAAAGUAUGGCGACUUCGAAUUUGAUUUCGACUGGAACAGUGCUGAGGAAGAAGACGACGACAACUGGAAGAAGGUCUGGCACACAAAGUAUGGCGACUUCGAAUUUGAUUUCGACUGGAACAGUGCUGAGGAAGAAGACGACGACAACUGGAAGAAGGUCUGGCACACAAAGUAUGGUGACUUCGAAUUUGAUUUCGACUUGAACGACUACGAGUACAACGAAGAAGAGUACGAUGAUGACAACUUGAAAGUUGGCUUCUACUACAAGCUCCCAGGAAAGUUAGGAAAGAUCGGUUUCUCAUAUGAACUCAAUGAAGAGGAAUAUGAUGAUGACAACCUCAGAAUCGGCCUCUACUACCACCUUCCAAAGCCAUGGGGCAAAAUUGGCAUUUCCUAUGAGCGCAACGAAGAAGAGUACGAUGAUGACAACUUGAAAGUUGGCUUCUAUUACCACCUUCCAGGAAAGUUAGGAAAGAUCGGUUUCUCAUAUGAACUCAACGAAGAGGAAUAUGAUGACGACAACUUCAGAAUCGGCCUCUACUACCAUCUCCCAAAGCCAUGGGGCAAAAUUGGCAUCUCUUACGAGCACAAUGAGUAUGAGUACGAGGAUAACUUUCCAAGGAUCUACUACCCAUACUUUUAA
Trichomonas vaginalis G3 is the source of this 966-nucleotide messenger RNA. Its product is annotated as porin domain-containing protein. Bases 1 to 966 code for a protein of 321 amino acids. The record is from RefSeq and is a predicted model, not a curated record. NCBI's taxonomy places the organism in Eukaryota, Parabasalia, Trichomonadida, Trichomonadidae. The transcript has a single exon.